CAUAGGCCAUUUUUCUAACAAUAAAAAUCGAUUUUCAAAUUCUGUCUGCUCUUGCUGUUCUCGAUCACUUUCGCAAUAACUUGAGUUUCUUCACAAGUUUUACUCUAAACGAAAUCAUCAAGAAAUUUGACAGGAUACACUUCCGACCUCAAUUAAAAAUCAUUUUUUCAUAGAAUGCUAGUUUUUAACCUAGUCUAGAACCGGAACUCGGUAGGAGGCAGAGACUGGUCGGCUAGCGUCGGUUUACCAAGGCUACCAGUGACGCUGAGCCGUGUGUGAUCGUAAUGGCCAUCUCCACGGAUUUGAAUCACAGAAUGGGCGCAUCGGUCCCACUCAUGAAGUUUGGUGUUGUGCUUUUUACUUUUCUCGCCGGAUCACUUGUCUCCCUUCCGUUUACAGCAGGGCAAUCCUGCAGUGCCGGUGGACUUUUCAGUGAGACAGAGUGUGCUGAUGGAAGCUGUAUAUUUUCUAAUUUUGUCUGUGACACAGUCGUAGACUGCUCUGAUGGUUCUGAUGAGACUCCUGCUACUUGUAAUGAUACAGUUUCUGCCUGUGACAGUGACCCAUGCUUGAAUGGAGGAACGUGUAUAGCGAUGGAUAGAACCAGCACCAAAGUGGCAUACUAUGACUGUAUUUGUCCCCCAAACACACUUGGUGACCAAUGUCAGACUGUUGUCACCACUCAGCCACCAUCAGCGUCUACCACACAAGCCACAACAAUGCAGACAGAUGGGAUUUCUUCUACAAUUCUUCCACAAACAACCAUAUCUACCAUGCAAGCAACAACAGCAGCAGUAACAACAAGCCCAUCUACCACAGUUGAGUCAACAGUGGCUACUACUGAAAGUAUUACUGCUACCACACCAUCGCUAUCUACAAGUUUUUCAUCAACAACAUCUACAACAUCCACUACACAGAAUACACCAACAACAAUCUUGCCCGAAGACACAACACAGGCUUCCACUUCUACCAUGCAACCACCAACUUCUGCCGGAACCACAGUGCAGGUAACAUCAGUGGAUCCAUCUACCACAAUGUUGUCUACAACACCAGGAGGCACUGCAACAUGUGAUCAGCUUGGAUGUCAGAAUGGAGCAACAUGUAUGCAAAUUGGUGCCAUAGCAGUAUGCAUCUGUUCUGCUGGAUUUGAAGGUCAACGUUGUGAGACUGAUAUUGAUGAGUGUGCUAGUGAUCCAUGUGAGAACGGGUCUGAAUGUCAAGACAACAUUAAUUCGUUCACAUGUGUCUGUUCUCCUGGUUUCUUUGGUACAUCCUGUUCCUUUGAGAUCAAUGAAUGUGAUUCUGAUCCAUGUAUGAACGGAGCUACGUGUGUAGAUGGCAUUGCUUCCUAUCAAUGUAGCUGUGUCAGUGGUUAUGCUGGACAGGAUUGCCAGACUGAAAUCAAUGAGUGUGAUAGCAUGCCCUGUCAAAAUGGAGGAGAAUGCGAAGAUGAGAUGAAUGGAUACACCUGUCGUUGUAUCGAUGGAUUCAGCGGCGUCAACUGUGCAGUAGAUGGCAAUCAAUGUACCAGUAAUCCUUGUGUGAAUGGGGCUACAUGUGUGGAUCUGAUCAGAGCUUAUCAGUGUGUCUGUCUCACCGGGACUAGAGGAUUAAACUGUGAGAUCGAUGAAUUUGAUGAGUGCAUCAGUGAUCCAUGUCUGAAUCAAGCAACCUGCAUCAAUGGCAUCAACGAAUACAGAUGUACUUGUAGCGAAGGCUGGUUUGGAGUGAACUGUGAAUCUGAUGGUGAUCAAUGUGAUUCUGAUCCUUGUCUUAAUGAAGCUACUUGCCUGGAUGGCAUCAUGUCUUAUACCUGCCAAUGUCUACCUGGAUUUACAGGUUCAAACUGUGAACAGAACAUCAACGAGUGCUCCAGUACACCAUGCAGUGCUGGCUCAACUUGCAUGGAUCGAGUCAAUGGAUUCCAAUGUAUAUGCCCUCCAGGAUUUACUGGUGCAACCUGUGAUAUGAACAUUGAUGAAUGUACUAGCAUUCCAUGUGUGAACGGUGCUACCUGUCAGGAUGCAAUAGAUGGCUAUACAUGUACCUGUCUAUCAGGUUACACUAAUACAAACUGUCAGGAUGAGAUUAAUGAGUGUCUCUCACAACCUUGUAGCACUGAUUCAUCUUGUAGAAACAUUGUCAAUGGCUUUGUCUGUGAUUGUUUUCCUGGUUUUACCGGUCAGCUCUGUGAAACGAACAUCGACGAGUGCUCGAGUGACCCCUGCAUCAAUGGUGCAACUUGCAUGGAUGGUGUGAAUGGUUAUGUCUGCCGGUGUGCAUCUGGUUACGAAGGAGAGAGAUGCCAGACAGAGAUAGAUGAAUGUCAGAGCAACCCUUGCCUGAAUGAGGCUGUCUGCAGAGAUGAGUUCAACGGUUACAUCUGUGAAUGUGUAGAAGGAUACACAGGGAUCGACUGUGAGACAGAUAUUGAUGAUUGUAUCAAUAGCAAUUGCCAGAAUGGAGCGACUUGCAUUGACCAGAUCAAUGGGUUUAGAUGUGACUGUGCACCAGGAUUUCAAGGGGAUAGAUGUGAACAGAACAUUCAGGAAUGUCUUAGCUUACCAUGUAGGAACGGAGCAGCCUGCCGAGAUGAAGUCAAUGGAUAUGUCUGUGAUUGCGUUCUUGGAUACACGGGCAGCCAUUGUGAGACCCAAAUCAACGAAUGUAACAGCACUCCAUGUGAAAACGGGGGCAUCUGUAAUGAUUUGAUCGGAGCCUUCAGCUGCACCUGUGGAGCUGGAUUCAUGGGGGAUAGAUGUGGGACAGAAGUACUGGAGUGUGCUAGUGGACCUUGCAUGAAUGGAGCAACAUGCAAUGAAGAAAUUGCACGAUACACUUGCACCUGUCCGAUAGGUUAUACUGGUGUUCACUGUGGAACUGAAAUCAACGAAUGUGCGAGCACGCCAUGCCAGAAUGGAGGCCAAUGCACUGAUCUGAUUGGUGGGUAUAACUGCUCCUGUCUUUUUGGCUUCUCCGGUAUCAACUGUGAGGUGAACAUUCAGGAGUGUGACAGCGAUCCCUGCCGGAAUGGAGCUACAUGUGAAGACCAAAUUGGUAGAUACAAUUGUCGAUGCCCUCAAGGAUUCCAGGGAAUAGAAUGUGAAAUGGAUAUUGAUGAAUGCAGCAGUGGACCAUGCCAAAACCAAGCUACCUGUGUGGAUUUGAUCAAUUCUUACAGAUGUGACUGUCUGCCAGGCUACUUAGGUGAUGAGUGUGAAACAAAUUUUGAUGAAUGUGACGUUGAUCCCUGUGAAAACGGAGCAACAUGUAUGGACUUUGUCAAUCUCUUUGUAUGUGUAUGUCUUCCAGGAUACACUGGUCUAACAUGUGCCACCGACAUCAAUGAAUGUGACAGUGACCCAUGUCAGAAUGGUGCUUCAUGCCGUGAUCUUAUCGCUGGAUAUACCUGUGAAUGCACGCCCGGUUUCCAGGGUACCAACUGUGAAGCUGACAUUGAGGAAUGUGCUAGUAAUCCUUGCCGAAAUGGUGCAACUUGUGAGGAAGGAAUCAACGGGUAUUCAUGUUCUUGCCUUGAAGGAUUCAACGGAACAUUUUGUGAGAUAAAUAUCGAUGAGUGCUCCAGUAACCCAUGCUCCAAUGAGGCUACCUGCAGUGAUCUAGUCAACUCUUAUCGUUGCCUCUGCCCUCCAGGUUUCCAAGGUUCUGAGUGUAGCAGUGAGAUCAUAGAGUGCUCCAGUGAUCCUUGUCAAAAUGGGGCUACUUGUCUUGAAGAGAUUGCAAGCUACAUCUGUGCGUGUGCUUCAGGGUACACAGGUGUACACUGCGAGUCAGAAAUCAACGAAUGUGCUUCAAGUCCAUGUGCUAAUGGAGGACAGUGUUCAGAUAUGAUAAAUCGGUUUGAAUGUGACUGUUUACCUGGUUUCCAGGGAGAGCGUUGUGAAACCAACAUUAAUGACUGUGCUAGUGCUCCCUGCCAGAAUGGAGCUGAGUGCCAAGACAUGAUCAAUCAAUACGCAUGCAUCUGCCUGGAUGGGUUUACAGGGACCAAUUGUGAAGAGGAUAUAGACGAAUGUGAAAGUAACCCUUGCAUAAAUGGUGCUUGUCUUGAUAGGAUUGGACAGUUCUCUUGUAACUGCACACUAGGCUAUCAAGGUCUUAUGUGUGAAACAGAAAUAGAUGAAUGUGCCUCCAGCCCAUGCAUCAGAGGUACAUGCAUGGAUUUCAUUGGUCGCUACGAAUGUCAAUGUGAAGCAGGAUACUCUGGAAGAAAUUGUGAUUUGGAGAUCAAUGAAUGUUCCAGCAGCCCCUGCUUGAACGAUGCCACGUGUCAAGACUUGGUCAACACAUACAACUGUCUGUGUGCACCAGGAUUCUUCGGGACUACCUGUGCCAAUGAGGUCAAUGAGUGUGGGAGUUCACCAUGUCAGAACGGAGCUACCUGUACGGAUAUGGUAGCUGGUUAUGUAUGUGACUGCCCAACUGGCUAUGAAGGUGCAAACUGUGAGCUUGACAGCGACGAGUGUGCAUCGGAUCCAUGUCUGAAUGGAGCUAACUGCCAAGACUACCUGAAUGGUUAUCAGUGCCAAUGUGCAGCAGGGUUUCAGGGUAUCAUCUGUGAAGACAACAUUGAUGAAUGCUUCAGCCAACCUUGUAGAAAUGGUGCCACCUGUGAGGAUGAGGUGAAUGGCUUUAGAUGUGUCUGUCCUGAGGGUUACACUGGAUCAGUCUGUGAUGAUGAUCUUGAUGAAUGCGCUAGUAAUCCAUGCCUCAAUGGAGCAGACUGUACUGACAUUAUUGCGGGAUACACCUGCCAAUGUGCUUCAGGGUUCUCUGGAAUACUGUGCGCUGAAAACAUUGAUGAAUGUGAUUCCAACCCCUGUCAGAAUGGAGCAGACUGCAUGGAUGGUAUAGCGGGUUACACAUGUAUGUGUUUACCUGGGUACGCUGGAACAUUCUGUGAGACUGAGAUCAAUGAAUGUGAAAGUAAUCCCUGUCUGAAUGGGGCAUUCUGUCAGGAGGGUCUCGCUGGCUAUGCCUGUCUGUGUACUGCAGGUUUCUUAGGGGAUCUCUGUGAAAUCGAUGUAGAUGAAUGUUUGUCUAGUCCAUGCCAGAACAACGCCACCUGCUUAGAUGCUGCUAAUGGAUACAUCUGCUCAUGUCUUCCGGGUUACCAAGGUGCACGAUGUGAACUUGACAUUGACGAGUGCCAGAGUGUUCCUUGUGAAAAUGGGGCCACCUGUGAAGAUGUCGUCAAUGGUUACCUGUGCAGCUGUGCUAGUGGUUUUGAUGGAACCAACUGUAGGAUUAACAUUGAUGAGUGCAGCAGCAAUCCCUGUCUAAAUGGGGCCCUUUGCAUAGAUGGAAAUAACAUGUUUUCGUGUAGCUGCAGCCCAGGUUACACAGGAGUCACUUGUGAUGCGGAAGCAGAUGAAUGCGAGAGCUCACCAUGUGUGAACGGAGCAAGCUGCGUGGAUCAAUUCAAUGGAUAUCAGUGUACAUGUGUUGAUGGGUAUGAAGGAGCAGAAUGCCAGACUGAUAUCCAAGAAUGCGAAAGCUCUCCUUGUAAGAAUGGAGCUACAUGUCUUGAUCUGAUCAACCGCUAUGAGUGUGAAUGUUCAACUGGAUAUGAAGGAGUCCAUUGUGAGACUGAUACAGAUGAAUGUUCUAGCAGCCCAUGUGUGAAUGGAGGAUCAUGCCUAGAUGAUGUUGGUGGUUACGUAUGUCAGUGUGUUUCAGGAUAUACUGAUACACGCUGUCAAUCAGAGAUCACAGAAUGUUCUAGCAAUCCCUGUCAGAAUGGAGGAAACUGUACUGAUCUCAUCAAUGGAUACAUGUGCGAAUGUCUACUAGGCUUCCAAGGUGUACACUGUGAGAUCAACGUAGACGAAUGUUCUUCGGAUCCAUGCCUGAACGGCGCUACAUGUGUGGAUGGUAUCAACGCAUACACAUGUGAUUGUAUGCUAGGGUACGAAGGCACACUCUGCCAGACUGAGAUAGAUGAAUGUAGCAGUAUACCCUGUCUCAAUGGAGGGUCUUGCACUGAUCUGAUCGCUGGUUACAACUGCUCAUGUAUGGCAGGAUUCCUAGGAGUUAACUGUGAGGUCAACAUUGAUGAGUGUGCCAGCAUGCCUUGCCUGAAUGGAGGUGGCUGUAUAGACUUGGUGGAUUCCUAUGAGUGUAAUUGUACCGGUGGUUUCUUUGGUGCACACUGUGAGUUAGAUGGUGAUCAGUGUGAAGGAUCUCCUUGUCUGAAUGGAGGAACCUGUCAAGAUCUGAUCCUGGACUACCAAUGUACCUGUCUGGAUGGACUAUCAGGGACUAACUGUGAAAUAGAUCUCAUUGAUGAGUGCCAGAGCUUACCAUGUCAGAAUGAAGGUGCUUGUGUGAACCUGGUAGGAGGGUAUAAUUGUGACUGCGUAGGACCAUGGUUUGGAGAUCAUUGUGAGUUAGAUGGAGAUCAGUGUUUGUCGUCACCAUGUCUGAACGGAGCAUCAUGUUUAGAUGGCAUCCUCACCUUCCUCUGCAGAUGUGUCGAUGGAUAUUCAGGUAUAUUUUGUGAGACAGAGAUUGAUGAAUGCGCUAGCCUGCCAUGUCAGAACGGAGCAACCUGUAAUGAUGUCAUCAAUGGAUAUACAUGUGACUGUGUACCAGGUUACACGGGAGUAACAUGUGAUGUAGACAUCAAUGAGUGUUCCAGCAUGCCGUGCCGUAACGGUGCACCAUGUCAAGACUUGAUCAACAGCUACACCUGUGACUGUCUAGGAGGUUACACUGGGGUGAACUGCCAAGUGAAUAUAGAUGACUGUGAGGACAAUGAUUGUAAGAACGGUGCUAUGUGUAUGGACGGUAUCCAAACGUACAUGUGUCUCUGUCAGCCUGGAUUCAGCGGAGACCUAUGUCAGACAGACGUGGAUGAAUGCCUGAGCAAUGCAUGUCUGAACAGUGCCCUCUGUAUUGACCUUGUCAAUGAGUUCAUAUGUGACUGUCCUGCAGGAUACAACGGUAGCCUGUGUGAGAUCGAUAUAGAUGAAUGCGCAUCGGAUCCUUGUCUGAAUGGAGCUACCUGCACAGAUGCAAUCAACGGUUUCUUCUGCGAUUGUGCUUCUGGUUUCGAAGGCAUCACCUGCAGCAUAGAAAUCAAUGAAUGUAGCAGUAAUCCUUGUUUGUUCAAUGGAGUCUGUAUGGAUCUGGUAGAUGGGUAUAACUGUAGCUGUUCACCCGGUUACUAUGGAGUGCGUUGUGAAUCAGAGAUCAGGGAAUGUGCGAGCAAUCCAUGUCAGAACUCGGCACCAUGUAUCGAUCUCAUCAAUGCAUACUUCUGUAACUGUACAGCAGGCUACGAGGGUGCAGACUGUGAACAAGAAAUAGAUGAAUGUGCAAACAACCCCUGUCUCAAUGAGGCUACUUGCAUUGACCUCCUGAAUGGUUACCGAUGUGAGUGCAGCGAGCGAUUCGGUGGUGACAUAUGUGAAGUGUUCAUCGAUGCAUGCUCCUCCAACCCCUGUAAGAACACUGCUUUCUGCUCAAACACUGGAGAUGGCCAGUUCACAUGUACCUGUUUACCCGGCUAUACUGGUAACCUAUGUGAAGAAGAGAUCAUUGAAUGUUCUAGCAACCCCUGUCAGAAUGGUGCAACUUGUGUGGAUAUAGUCAAUGGAUACACAUGCAACUGUGUGGCUGGAUUUACAGAUGCUAAUUGCCAGACCAACAUUGACGAAUGCGGCUCCAAUCCCUGUCUGUUCGAUGGAACCUGCCUUGAUGUCAUCAACGGUUACACUUGUAGCUGCCGUAGCGAUAGAGCUGGUCUGCGUUGUGAGUUUAUAUCGACAUGUAUCAACAACCCCUGUCUGAAUGGAGCACAGUGCAGUGACCCACCGGAUGGUGUCGGUGAUCCUAUCUGUGACUGUAUUCUUGGAUUUGAAGGCAGUCUUUGUGAGAUUAAUAUAGAUGAAUGCGCCUCAAACCCCUGUGGUCAGUUUGGUUCCUGUGUAGAUGGUGUUGAUAGUUAUAGUUGUGACUGUAACUUUGGGUAUACUGGACCUACAUGUAAUGAGUUUCUUCAAGUAUGUGACUCGAAUCCAUGUAAGAACAAUGCAUACUGCUGUCAGAGGGGUAAGGCUGGAUGUCCACCCAACAUUGCUGCAGGAGACUUCCAAUGCUACUGCGCUAACGGCUUCACAGGGAACUUCUGCCAAACGGAAGUAGAUCUCUGCUCUGGUGCACCGUGUGCUAAUAACGGACAGUGUAUCAACAUGGCGUCUGGGUUUGACUGUGAAUGCCGUGUAGGUUACACCGGAGACCUGUGUGAGACGGACUUGCCCUGUACCCCUGAUCCAUGUGUGUUUGGUACCUGUCAAUCAUUGGCAAGUGAUUAUCAAUGCCUUUGUGAUGAAGGAUAUACAGGAAGAGAUUGCGAUGCAGAGAUUCAACCAUGUGAUAGCUCGCCAUGUCUUCAAGGCGGGGAAUGUGUACCUCAGGGUUCUAGCUUCACGUGCCAAUGUCCAGAAUUCUACACGGGUCGGUUUUGUGAAACGCUCAUCACCCCUUGCGAUAGCAGCCCGUGCAUCAGUGGACUCUGUAAUAAUCUGAACAACACGGCAUACACAUGUAGCUGUUAUGAAGGCUUCACAGGACCUCGGUGUGAGAGGCGUAUAUUGCCUUGUGACAUUGAGCCAUGUGUGAACGGUGUUUGCGCCAACCUUGUCAAUACAUAUAGAUGUGAUUGUGAGGAAGGCUUCAAAGGCAUCAAUUGCUCUGAGAUGAUUCUUCCUUGCGACAGUAAUCCCUGCAUCGAUGGAGACUGUAUGAAUAUCAACGAUACACAUUUCAGCUGUAUGUGUGAUGGCGGUUUCACAGGGUUCAGCUGUGAAUCAACUAUCCCUCCAUAUCCUUGCGAUAGUAGCCCAUGUGUAAACGGAGCAACAUGCCAGAAUAAUGGAUUUGAUUCUUUCACCUGCGAGUGUUCUGAAGGUUUUGAAGGUGACAUGUGUGAAAACAUCAUUCCGUUUCCUUGUGAGAGCGAUCCAUGUGUGAAUGGCGCAACAUGUAAUAACAUAGAUUAUUCUUCUUACAAAUGUGAAUGUCCUUUUGGUUACGAUGGUGAUGACUGUGGCAAUAGGAUACCAUUUCCAUGUGAGAGCUUUCCAUGUGCUAAUGGAGCCACAUGCUAUAAUGAUGGAUUCACAUCCUAUCGUUGUGUGUGUAGCGUAGGUUUCACAGGGUCUGAUUGUGAGACUAGGGUUCCAUUCCCAUGUGAAAGCAACCCCUGUCUGAGUGGAGGAACUUGCUUAAAUGACGCCUAUACAUCAUAUACCUGUCAGUGUCCUGUUGGUCAAGAAGGAACUCGAUGUGAAACAAGGGUUCCACUGCCAUGUGAAAGUGACCCCUGUCAAAAUGGAGCUGUAUGCAUGGAUAAUGACUAUGACUCUUUCACGUGUGACUGUGCAGAAGGAUUUAAUGGCACACUUUGUGAAAUCGCUCUCCCCCUCCCAUGCUCAAGCAGCCCCUGUGAAAAUGGUGCAACCUGUAUAGACGUUGGAUUCAUCUCCUAUAGCUGUGAGUGUCCAGCUGGCUUUGAAGGACAACGCUGCCAAACAGUGAUACCUAGACCCUGUGAGAGCAACCCUUGUAGAAACGGAGCAACCUGCACUGACCAAGACUUCACCUCCUUCACUUGCCAAUGUACAUCAGAGUUUACAGGAUCUCUUUGUACUACACCUCUACCCUGUCUCAGUGCACCCUGUCAGAAUGGUGGUGCUUGUAUCAACCAAGGCUUUCAGUCUUUCUCUUGUCAGUGCCCUGAGGAUUUCACCGGAGAUCUUUGUGAAAGACCAGUCCCUUGCCUCAGCGACCCAUGUAGAAAUGGUGCAACUUGUGUGAACACUGGAGAUGAGAGCUUUACUUGCCAAUGUCCGUCCGAUUAUUCUGGUUUGUUUUGUGAGACUCCAGCGCCAUGCCUGAGCAAUCCAUGUCAGAACAUGGCAACCUGUUUCAACAGAUUUGACUUUAUGGCCUUCACGUGUCAAUGUUCAUCAGAAUACACCGGAACCACCUGUGAGACACCUGCACCUUGUCUUAGUAACCCUUGCCAGAAUUCUGCAACAUGCUCCAAUAACGGCUUUGACUCUUUUCUCUGUAACUGCCCUCCAAGAUUUGAAGGAAGUCAAUGUGAGGUAGAGAUACCCCUGCCCUGCCAGAGCAAUCCCUGUUUGAAUGGAGCACCAUGCGUCAAUGAAUUGGAUUCGUUUACGUGUAUUUGCCUGGAGGGUUUCAAUGGUCCUACUUGUGGGAAUGUGAUCCCAAGACCAUGUGAUAGCAAUCCUUGUUUGAACUCUGCAUCAUGCCAGGAUCUAGGUUUUGACUCCUUCAUGUGCAUAUGUCCUCCUGGAUUUAACGGCACCCUAUGUGAAGAAGAAUUGCCUCCAGCAUGUAGCAGCGAUCCUUGUCUGAAUGGAGCGACCUGCCGGGACGAUGGACCUCAAACCUUCUCUUGCGAUUGUCUGAGUGGAUUCUUUGGAGUAAGAUGUGAGUUGGAGUUAAAUGACCCAUGUGACAGUAACCCUUGCCUGAAUGAUGGACGCUGCACCAGUGAUGGGAAUAACGUGAUGUGUGACUGCACACCAGGACGGACGGGUUCUCUAUGUGAAAGUGAAGUCACAUCAUGUGAUCCUAACCCAUGCCUUAAUGAUGGAAUAUGCUUCAGUGAUAGCUUCGGUUUGUUUUGCUUGUGUGGCGAUGGCAUUAGUGGUCUAUGGUGUGAGGUUGCUCCAAGUGUAUGCUAUCCCAAUAAUCCAUGCCAGAAUGGCGCCAUCUGUUGGCCAAAUGGAGACCAGGCAUAUUGUCAGUGUGAGCCUGGAUUUAUAGGGGAUCUUUGUGAAGACAGAGAAGAUGAAUGUGGCCCCUGUGUGAAUGGAGAUUGUCUUACUGGCGUCAAUGGUAACUUUGAAUGCAGAUGUCCAUCAAACUUCAUAGGUGUACUCUGUGAGUUUGACAAUCCUUGCACGAGUAACCCAUGUGAGAACAGUGCAGUAUGUCUGCCUAUUGAGAUCAAUGGCAGCUUUGAGUGUCAGUGUUUAGACGGGUUUUCAGGAGACCGCUGUCAUAUCACCGAUCUCUUGGCGUGUGCUAGUAUUCCUUGUCUCAAUGGAGCUACCUGUACGGACGUAGGACAGAAUGGCUACCAAUGCACAUGCACCACAGGAUUCACUGGGAAUGAUUGUCAGACAGAGAUCAAUGAAUGUAAUAGUAACCCCUGUCAGAAUGGAGCAGCAUGCAACGACUUUAUCGGUGGAUACAGUUGUACUUGCUCGCCCGUCUUCACUGGUACCCAUUGUGAGUUCUACAUACCGUGUGGGAUCAAUGCCUGUAUGAAUGGAGCUACAUGUGAAAACAGACCUAAUACAGUGUUUGGUACACCCUAUACAUGCACAUGUCCUCAAAGCUUUAGUGGUGCUACGUGUGAGGUGCAAGACUUCUGCAGUAUGAACCCAUGCCCAGCUGGAGUACGGUGUCUUAAUCUACAGGAUACAUUUGAGUGCGAUCAUUGUGCAACUGAUGUAUGUAUGAACGGAGCAACCUGUCAGCUCUCUGCAUCCUCGUCAUUGGGUUAUGAAUGUCAGUGUGUGUUGGGUUUCACUGGUCCUGACUGCUCUGUAAACGUGGAUGACUGUCUACCAACAUCAUGUGAUAAUGGAGGAACAUGCAUUGAUCAGGUGAAUGGAUUUUCCUGUGUUUGUUUGGAGCCGUUCUCUGGCCUUACCUGCCAAUCAUCAUCAUGUGACACAUUGGAUUGUCAGAACGGUGUUUGUAUGUUAGACAGUGAAGGAGAUGCUUACUGCAGAUGUGAUCUGGGAUUCACUGGUGCAUUGUGCGAGGAAGCGGUUAACACAAAUGUGCCGUCUUUCUCUGGAUCCUCCUUCUUGAGGUCCUCCCUCCCUGCAUCAAGCCCUGUCCUCAAUGAUCUCUCCAUCAAGCUUGAGUUCCUGAUGCAGAGCACCGAAGGUCUCCUGUUGUAUGCGCAGCAGGAUACAGGACCAGGGGACUUCUUCUCGCUCAGUCUUCAGAACAGUCGGCUUGUAUUCAACUUUGAUUUAGGUAGUGGCGUAGGAUCUAUUACCAGUGAUCCUGUUCUUCUUGAAGACAGGGUAGAGGUCAGCAUCUCAAGGAGUGGACGGACAGGUCAGAUGAAUGUCACAGGUCAAAGCUCUAAGACCGGUGAAGCAGGAGGAUCGUUGCAGUCAUUGAAUGUUGGUUCUGAAGUCUAUGUUGGAGGCUUUGUAGACUAUUCUGCUCUCCCCUCUGUUCUUGGACCCGGUCCUGGUCUAACUGGUUGCAUCUUAUCACUCGUCAUUCAAGACCAAAUGUAUAGUUUCAACCAAUCAGACAUACUUGAGAUGGAGAACGUAGCCCAGUGCAGCAGCGAUGUAUGUCUGACACAUCCCUGCCUCAACAAUGGAACCUGCCAGUCUCUGCCAGGCUCCUCCUACUCCUGCCAGUGUGAUGAUGGUUACUAUGGCAAUAGAUGUGACGAGAGAUUGGAUGUCUGUCAGACUGCGGGAUGUAGAGAUGGAUCAACGUGUGUGAUGGUAGAGGAUGGUUUCAGAUGCGUCUGUCCGCUAGGCAAGAUGGGAAGCUUAUGUGAACAAGACCAAGAUGUAAGUGAAUUGAUCCCUAGUUUCCGUGGGACUUCAUAUUUGAGCUACCCCUGGCCCGUUGGUCUCUCAUCUCAGGAGACUAGGAUCAGUCUACGUAUCAGACCAGGAACCACCGCACAGGAUGCAAUCAUUCUGUAUGUAGAAGAUACUUCACUGUCCGCUGGGGAUUACUUCGCAUUAGGGAUGACUGAGGGUGCUGUGGAGCUACGCUUCAAUCUAGGAAGUGGGACUGCUACAGUAACCAGUGACGUCAUCACAGCUGAGGAAUGGCACGUCAUCUCCAUCGUACGCACUCAGAACACAGCCCAGCUGAUUGUAGAUGGCAGUGUAAUAGAUUAUACCGGUAGUGGGUCCGUUGGUCUCACCGUCGAUAGUCCAUUGUACAUUGGAGGUGUCCCUGAGCAAUCUAUCCUUCAUGAUGAUUCAACCUUUAUGACUGGCUUCUAUGGAUGCAUUGAAAACUUGGAGGUUGGUGGAACGUUAUUGUACCCCUCGCUGGCUAUAGAGGGAGCUGAUAUAGAGCAAUGUGAACAGAGUGCAUGUAACUCUUCAGUUUGUCUAAAUGGGGGCACAUGUCAAUCUGUGGAUGCAUUCACACAGGAGUGUUUAUGCCCACCCGGUCAGAGUGGUGCUAGGUGUGAACAAGCUGACAUCGUGACUGUUCCCAAGUUCUCUGGUUCAUCCUACCUUGCAUUGAAUACAAGCAGUAGUCAGGUCCAGUAUGUAUCAUCCAUUACCAUGGAGAUGAGACUAGAUAAUGAUGAUGAUGGUAUCUUAUAUUGGAACUCUGACGGGACUGACUUCAUAGGGAUAGGUCUGGUUGAUAGGAGGAUUCGUUUCACCUUCGACCUUGGAACAGGACCUGCUACCAUUGUAAGUGAUGACCAAUUGGACAUUGGCCAGUGGUAUACCGUAAGAGUGACCAGAAGGAAUGAAGAAGGCAAGCUGUGGGUGAAUGACCAGGACAGUCCAGUGAUUGGUCAGUCCUCAGGGGCUGGUGUGGGGCUCAGUGUGGGUUUGACCACAUACAUCGGAGGAGUAGUGUCUUCAGUAGCAGUGCCCAGUAGAGCUGGUAUCAAUGGAGGUUUCUCAGGCUGUAUUCGUAGUCUCAUAGUGAAUCAGGAUGUGAUAGAUCUGACUGAGAACCUAGUCCAGUCUUCAAUCAUCUCUCAAUGUAAUGAUGAGAUAUGUAAUCUAGACCCUGGUUUUUCAGGCUGUAUUCGAAGUCUCAUAGUGAAUCAGGAUGUGAUAGAUCUGACUGAGAACCUAGUCCAGUCUUCAAUCAUCUCUCAAUGUUUCUCAGGCUGUAUUCGUAGUCUCAUAGUGAAUCAGGAUGUGAUAGAUCUGACUGAUAACCUAGUCCAGUCUUCAAUCUCUCAAUGUAAUGAUGAGAUAUGUAAUCUAGACCCUGGAUGUCAGAAUGAAGGUCGCUGUGUGACAUCAUCCUCGUCUCUGAUUGGCUACCAGUGUGAUUGUCCUCCGGGCUACUCAGGUGAAUUCUGUGACACAACAUCAUGUGACCUGCUCUCUACCAAUGAGCAGUGUCAGAAUGGAGGUAGAUGUUAUGUGAGUGAUAGCGGUCAAGCAUCGUGUCUGUGUGAUGUAGGCUUCUCUGGACCAACAUGUGACCAAGUGUCUUCAUACAGCAUUCCUAUGUUUGGUGGUGAUGGAUAUCUCUCAUUUGAUAGAGCAUUACUGGCAAGCGUCUUUUCAUCCACGAAGUUCAGCUUAUUGUUUCGUGCCAUGGACUCGUCUUCGGAUAGCCUUCUCUUCUGGCACGGCCCAUCAAUCCAGGAUGAUUUCAUCACACUAGGAAUCAGAGAUGGAUUCAUCACGCUACUCUACAAUCUAGGCAGUGGUACAGCAGAGUUAUAUGCUGAUGAGAUUGAGAUAGAGAAUAACAUCUGGUACAAUGUGGAAGUGACUAGGAGUGGUACAUCGGCUACAUUGAUGGUUCAAUCUCUGAUUCCGAACCGGUCUCAAUCAGUGACAGGAUCUAGUCCAGGAACACAAUCUGGUCUAGCUACAUUUGGGUUCCCUAUCUAUCUAGGUGGUUAUCCAGCUGACAUCACGCAGCUGACCAAUGGUUAUUUCUCGUCUGGUUUCAAUGGAUGCAUAGCGCAGCUACUGACCGCUCUCAACCCGUCAGGUAAUCUUCAAGUGGUCAAUCUGGUCACUCAACAGACAGGAGGAGCUGGAAUCCAGAAUUGUAACGUAUGAUUGAUUGAUUGAUCAACUGUCAUUUGUAAUACCUUUCUUGCCUUAUAGUGACUGGAAAUUAUGAAGAUGAAGCGUGUGUGU
This is a messenger RNA of Strongylocentrotus purpuratus (purple sea urchin), 14918 nucleotides long. Its product is annotated as fibrillin-2. Lineage: Eukaryota; Metazoa; Echinodermata; Echinoidea; Camarodonta; Strongylocentrotidae. The coding region runs from base 285 to 14837 and encodes 4850 amino acids. Gene Ontology annotation, molecular function: calcium ion binding; protein binding. The transcript is spliced from 40 exons. The record is from RefSeq and is a predicted model, not a curated record.